Melanotaenia boesemani (Boeseman's rainbowfish) is the source of this 2269-nucleotide messenger RNA. RefSeq names its product Spi-C transcription factor (Spi-1/PU.1 related) (gene spic). The record is from RefSeq and is a predicted model, not a curated record. Lineage: Eukaryota; Metazoa; Chordata; Actinopteri; Atheriniformes; Melanotaeniidae. Gene Ontology annotation, cellular component: nucleus. Gene Ontology annotation, molecular function: sequence-specific DNA binding; DNA-binding transcription factor activity, RNA polymerase II-specific. Gene Ontology annotation, biological process: regulation of transcription by RNA polymerase II; cell differentiation.
UUUAAGUUUGCACUUUAAUCAUGCCACUAAAUGGAGGUGCUAAACAGAUUUUCAUUGUUCUGUAACAAUGACAAUAAAGAUCUCAGUCUAUACUUUUUAACCAUAUUCAGUAUAUUGGUAGAAUUUAUUAAUAAAUCACAUUACUAUAUUGUCUUUAAAAUACCAUUCUAACUUUAAAAAAUGUUGAUGUAAAUAUGAAUUGUUUUGUAAUAUCAUUUUAUCUUUUCAUGCAAAUAGUCAACCACUUUUUAAACUAAACAACAAUGGAGAAAUUCCUGGAUUAAUAUGAGCUCAAAUAUAAAUGCUCAGAAAAGUACAUAACUGUGCAGCCCUGAUCCUAUUGUAGCUGUGUAUAUAAGAUAUAUAUCUUAGGCCAGUAUGCAAAUUCUCUGGUCAGACUGGGAAUUGGUGGUAUCCCUAGCAUGAGCGUGCAGUAAAAGAGCUUUUUGUUGUGUGUGUAUAGAUUGUGAUCUUCACAAUAAGUGACUGAUGCUCAGAACUGAUCUGCACUUACAGAAAAGAAGAAGUGUAAGGUAUUAACACAUUUAAAUUGACCAGCCUCUCAACUUAUUCACGUGGUUAAACCACGGACAAGUAUUGGAGGUCUGUGUUAUAUAUGUAUAUACUUGAAAUUAUAUAUACCUGAGCAAAAUGUGCACCUACACCAGUGCUGUGGCAUUCUUCUAUUAAGAUAGGAAUGGCUUCAGCUGAAGGAACCACUCAAACAUAUAAGAUGACAUCUUUAGACCACGACAUCAACCAACAUUUUCAGGAUGCAAUCGAUGUGAUUCAGCAUAAUUCAUAUUAUGAUUCAGAUUGUACAUAUUAUGAGACUCUGGGUAGUCAGCAGUCAUCUCUGCAGUGUCAGAUCUCCUGCUGCUUUGUCACACACCAGUCCGACGUCUCAGCUCCAGUCUAUGACUGGAGUGAUUCAGCUCAGCAGUCUUGGCCUCAAGUCAUACCUGAUGUCUCCUUGAGCCACUCGGAGCAGAAUGAAUCCCCUCGUUUUUACUCCAUCCUACCAGCACAGAGGAACAGCAAAGGUCGAAAGAAGCUCAGACUUUAUGAAUACCUCCAUGAGGCUCUAAAUGACCCCAGCAUGUGCGACUCAAUCCAGUGGACAGACAGCGGCAGCGGCACCUUCCACUUCAUCUCCAAGAACAAGGAGAAGCUGGCUGAGUGCUGGGGCCAGCGCAAAGGCAACCGCAAGACCAUGACCUAUCAGAAGAUGGCAAGAGCUCUGAGAAACUACAGCCGCACAGGUGAGAUUGUCAAAGUGCGCCGCAAACUCACCUACCAGUUCAACCCAGACAUCCUGCACAGGCUCGGCUCCACACAGGCGCCCAUGCACCUGCCCUGCCACCCUGCACAGGACGGGGUCCACACCGAGCAGCAAAACCCGGCCGGGCAGAGCUACUGCAGCUCAGCAGCGGCGGAUUGGCACAGCUGGUAUGGAAACUACCAGCUGCAGGAAGACUAUGACCUGGCCUCAAGCUUCCCCUCACACAGCUGCGUCAAACUCUGAACUGAGAGGGAAGAAAUUCUUUUUCCACUUUUUUAUGACUCUCAAACAAUCUGCAUCCAUAUUCAACCUGCAUGUGGUAACACAUUACCAAUCUACAGUAACAAAGUCUAGAUUUUUAUUUCUUUUAAGAGUCUCUGUAAAGAAUCUGUAAAUAUGAUUAAAAUGUAAGUGUGGAUUUAAGUAAGAAUUUCUUGUAUCUAACUAGAAAUUAAAUAUCUGACAUUGGAAAUGUUUAGGAAACCAGAUCCAAUACAUACUGUCUAGAUUCAUGUCUGUACUUAAUAGAAAAUAAAUGAAAAGUCAAAUCUGGACACUUCUAAAAGAUUUUAACAGGCUGUUUUUUUUCUUUGGUUAAUAUGAGUCCACAUUCAGUCAAUGCAUGAUAUAGUUUGUCUAGUUUAGUCUGUGUAAGUUUAUUCUCUGCGCUGUCAGUAAAAAGUACUUAUGAUGUUGUUAUUGUGGUUUUUAUGUAGCAGCAUCACUGCAAAUUACUUGUACAUAUUUACAUAUCUCAGAAUAUGAGUGAGGAAAUUCUCAAGAAUGAUUUUUUCUUUGAAAAUUGUAGUUUAUAUGGAAUUUACCUUCUAUAAUUUCUGUUAUCUCUGUAAUUUACGAGUUAACUUGAUAAGAAGCAGGCAUUAUUUGUUUAUGUGUUGUUUAUGUGUUUAUUUUGAACACUUGUCCUGUAAGUUAACAAGCACUUAAGUGUACAAAUGAACUAUAACAUGUGGACUGAAAAAAUAU